CUUCAGUGGAAGAAGCGUUCUCGGGUUAACGAGUCUCGCCACUCUCGAAAAUCUGUAGAAUCCGUUUUCGUUGUUUAAAGUUUAAACUUUCUCUGUGGAUUAAACAGUUUUCGGUGUAAAAGUUUCAUAAAAUUUAUCGUUUUAAAGCGAAUUUUCAUAGAAUAAAUCAAACUGGUUUUCGUUUAAAAAUAGAAAUAGUUACUCGUAUUUAAGAUGUUGAAAUUUCAACAUAAAAAGGUUAAAAAAUUACAACAAAUACUUGACACAUUAGAUGUCUUUGAAAAACCAAAUGUUGCUUUGGAACAAUAUCCAACUCCUCCUCAUAUAGCUGCUCAUAUGUUACAUAUUAUGUCCGAAAAUACAGGGGAGGUAGAAGACAGGAUGGUGGCUGAUCUCGGCUGUGGCUGUGGCACUUUGACUAUUGCAGCUGCCAUUUGUGGGGCAUCAAUGUGCGUUGGGUUCGACAUUGAUCCAAAUGCAUUGGAAAUUGCUCAAAGGAACAAAGAAGACAUGGAGCUGAAAAAUAUUGAUUUCAUUCUGUGUGAUGUCCAAGAUUUAAGUGUAUCCAAGUGGCAAAAAACAUUUGACACUGUCAUUUUAAAUCCUCCAUUUGGAACUAAACAUAACAAAGGCAUUGAUAUAAUGUUUCUACAGACAGCUCUAAGACUUGCUCGGCAUACUGUAUAUAGCUUACAUAAAAGUACUACUAUAGAAUAUAUUGGAAGGAAAGCAAAGCAAUGGAAUGUAAAAAUGGAACCACUUUAUGAAAUGGUAUUUAAUAUCAGUAAAUCAAGAACUACACAUAAAAAAGAAUCUCAAGACAUUCCAGUUCAUCUUAUUCGAUUUACAUUUCCAAGUGUAAUUAAAAAAAGUUAACAUAAAA
This is a messenger RNA of Argiope bruennichi, 883 nucleotides long. It is a transcript of the gene Mettl5, whose product is annotated as rRNA N6-adenosine-methyltransferase METTL5-like. Gene Ontology annotation, molecular function: nucleic acid binding; rRNA (adenine-N6-)-methyltransferase activity. Gene Ontology annotation, biological process: rRNA methylation. Bases 214 to 876 code for a protein of 220 amino acids. The transcript has 5 exons. NCBI's taxonomy places the organism in Eukaryota, Metazoa, Arthropoda, Arachnida, Araneae, Araneidae. The record is from RefSeq and is a predicted model, not a curated record.